GAGUCCUAACCACUGUGCCACCGAUGCAUUAGUUAUUCAUAAUCGUUUUUUUCCAAAUUACUCACUUCUGUUUCGGACGUGCCUGAUUAGUCGAUAGGGAUUUGUCAAGGUAUUUUUCAGGCAGUUUUGUUUUGGGCUCCUAUAGUUUAAUGUUCAGAGGGUCACUGAUGAUUCUUCUGUUUGGUGUACCAGUCAUCGGAAUUCAUUAAUCCUUUUCUUCUCGGUUGAUGUGGUCACAGUUUAUUUGGCCAACAUUCAUUCCUAUAUUAAGUAUAGUGUAAUUUCGGUUCUCUAGAGAAUUUCGACAAGUCUGCUGGUUUUGUCCCAAAUUUUAGGGAAUUCUUCUGGAUAGGAAAGACGUUGGGGACAUCACUCGUACCAAAUUCCCAUGAAACUUCAUGAACUCUCUUACAAAUUGCCGCGCCUGGGCAGCGAUGAUUCGAGACGUUCAUGAAGCCGGCUCAUCCUCCCGUAGGAGAUAGCCGAAGUAAAGUAAAAGUAAAGUAAGUAAAGACGUUGCCAUACAUUCUUGUUUUUAUUAAUAUAGAAAUUACUAUAUUAUUAGUUUACUUGGUGUAGACGGGUAGCUAACAUAUCAUGAGGUUCGGAAACACUCGGGGUUGGUUAGUAAAAUUUGUCAUUAAUGCGUGACGUUAUAGUCGUUUUGCCACGCAUAGGGGGAAUAGAUUGCUGGAUUGGAGUCCUCAGCAUGAUAAGGACCAAUAUUUGGAGAUAGUUGGCGACAUGGUUCAGAAUAGUGUUCAAUGAAAAGGAAACACUAAGUCUGUAGUUUCCCAGAUCCCCAUGUCUUUCCUCGGUACUAUUCUUUCUCCCUUACAUUUCCGCUCAUUUAAGCCUUCCUCAUUCUUUUUUAACUUUGUGUGCUUCAUAAAGUUCUGCAACCUGAAUUGCUGCACUCUGUGGUAUGUUCUUUGUGGAAACAACCAAUAAUUAAACGGUUACUAAUCUAAAUCACGGCUGAGCAGUAGAACUUAAUCAUUUGACUUUUGGUGAUAAAUCUUUGACUAGGAUAGCCAAGGUAAUGUUUAUUGCAUGGCACCGUAAUGUAUUUCCAUUACACUAGUGUAGAUCUUCGACAAGAAUGGAAAAUAACUAUCCUGUGAUAUUAUAUGUAUAUAUAUCUAUCCCAAGCUUACAAUAAUGCUUAAUUAGAUCUCGCCAACUUUGAAGUAACCCUAAAAUUCUGUAAUGGGUAAAUUCUGAAAUGGUUUUAUUAUGCGCCCAGACUAGAACCCAUUGCUGGUUUUCAGCAAGACUGGAACUAAUUCAGCCCCCUGUUCUUUUUCUAGGCAUUUUCAGAAGUGGCUCAGAACCUAGUGGGUUUGCUAAUCAGCGUUGUUUCAGCCCUCUCAGCCCAGAUUCAUCACUGAUUGGCAUUAGUUCAGAACACUUCUUCAGCUCUAUUUCAGCACUGAAGGCGUUAUUUCAGCUGCAAAUCCUAUUUUUAAGGUUUCGUCGACUAAACUAAGUCCCCACUGCUCUUUUUAAGAACGACCACAGUCAUUUUAGUACAUAGUGGAUUCAUUUUAGUUAGAUAAAAUAUCUGUGUACCCCAUGAAAAGGCAUUAUCGACGCAUAGGUUUGAAUUAGUUUAGAAUUAUUGUAAGCUUGGGUACUAAAAUGCUGACGUUUUUAAAGAACAUAUUCACAUAUCCCUGCCACCAUCGUAAUUGUAGUAGUUUUUCCCCAUAAAAAUUUCAUUCCACGAGUAGUGUACAUAAAGCAGACGAUAUAUAGUGUUCUCUCAUUGACACUAGACAUGGAGUUCGGAAUGUACAUAGGUAAUUUGAAGCCAUUGGUUCAUUUAUGUUGAAUAUCCGUGAUCCUAGCAACUAGGGUAGAAUUUUUAGUAGUUUAUGUAUAGAAGUACCGUAUACAAUUGCCUCAACUUAUAUUAAUUAUUGAUGUCUAGUCUCAAUUUAAGUGAUAAUAAGAUCACUGAACGAACUGUUAUAUAGCCAUUCAUUACCUGAAGUCUUUAUGUUCAUUUAGUUUCUUUAGUUUAAUACAGAGCUUUUUGUCGUUGUAGCAGACCGUCCUUGUUUCGAAAUUGGAUUUCCUGCAGGGAUUUCUUUUAUGUCAAUCCAGUUUGCAUGAAUGGUAGAACAAGAGCAUGCGUCAAAAAAUCUUCCUGUCCUUUUUUGCAAAAACGGUCAGGCAUUUUAUGCAAGCACUUGGUGGAGUGUAGUAAUCCGUUCGUUGCAUUCGAUCAUAUAAAAGUUCAACGAAAUGAUUCAACAAGCUUGCAUUCGCAUAUCGGUGUUCAGCUUAUUACCUACUUGGUGGAUGGGGUUUUCAAAACUCCCGUUUCUUCAUGGAACUCUCCUACACUAGAGUUUACUAGGUUUGAGUCUGAAUUGUGUCAUAUGGAAACAUUUGUUAAUGAUGUUAAUCACGACUCAGCAGAAUUAUUUAAAGUUUGGAUCCACUGCAAACCUUCUGUAUCAAUGGAUUAUUCACACCAUGGUUCACAACUCUAUACAUUAGAUGAUUUUACCGUAUUACGAAAGGAGGACAAUAGCGCUGAGCUGCGCAUACUUUCGGGUUCAGUUUCAGGUGUCUCUGGACCUAUUGAGACUGAUCCACCAAUUUGUUUCGUUGAUUUAUGCCUACAACAUUCAUCAUCCCAGUGUACUACUUAUUGCUUACCAUUGUCUGAAGAAUAUGAAACAGCCUUUGUCUACAUCUGGAAUUCAUCGGACAGGAAGAAUUCCGUUCUAAAUAUUGUUUCAGAUGUAUCCAACGAAUCAACUUCAUUAGCUAUGCAUGAAUUCGCUGUUCUAAACUGUGUUGGAAAUCUCGUGAAAAUUAAAUUGCACAAUAACGUCAAUUUUUGUCGUGUAAUUAUUUUAGCUGGAAAACAGAUCGAGUUACCUAAUUCGUCCAAUUUUGCACAAAACGCUUUUUACGAAUUCAGUGAUCCAGAUGCACGAAAAGAGAUUUUGCCAAAUAGUGAAGAAAAUGACAAACACCGACCUUAUAGGCUAUUUUUGUUGUAUUCAUCGUUUCAGGAUACAAUAAUUUUAAAGUUAUUGCCAGCUAUCCCAAGAAUAUUUAGCGGUCUUUCUUUAGUUGGAAUAAUAUUUGGCUUGUAUCAUUACAUCUGUGGGACGCAUUCACCCUUUUUUGUACAGUAUAGUUUACUCUAUGGCAAGGUGAAACCUGCAUAUUGUGAAGCUUUCGAGUGUUUAAGAGUUCCUAAAAGGUGGUUUAAAUACUUUUACGUCACCGGUGUAUGUUUUACUUGUUUUGCCCUACUGAUUGAACUUUUCGUGAUAUCAUCGCAUAAAACUAUUGUCUGUAUGUUAACCCUAUAUCUGAUACAUGUUUCACGUCGAUUGUAUGAAUGUACACAUGUUUCUAUAUUCAGCAAUUCUCUAAUGAGUUUUAUGCAAUUCUUGGUUGGAAUCGCCUUCUAUAUUGCUGCUCCUAUAGGAAUUUCACUUUCACGAAGUCAUGCAGUUGAACGAUCAAAUUUAAUCAUUGUAUUAUUCAGUCUACACAUACUGGUACUUCAGUAUUUACAAGAUUUGGUCUUCCAGCAAUUGGCUGCUUUGCGUACAAAUAAAAAUGAAAACACAGAUAAGCUAAUUGAAAACAAGUAUUAUCCACCCGAAGGGAGUAUGUUUUAUUGGGUAUCAUGUCCGCAUUAUAUACUAGAAAUAUCUCUCUAUUUGUCAUGGCAAGUUUUUCUUACACCAAAGUGGAUACCAUUUUCACAUAUUUUAUUUUUUACAACAUUCAGUCAAUUAUUUUCUAUUUGGGCUAAUCAUAACUGGUAUAAAAAGAAUUUUCCUGAAUGGGCAUCAAAACGUGCUAUGCUAAUCCCAUAUGUUUUGUGA
This is a messenger RNA of Trichobilharzia regenti, 3863 nucleotides long. NCBI's taxonomy places the organism in Eukaryota, Metazoa, Platyhelminthes, Trematoda, Strigeidida, Schistosomatidae. The record is from the annotation of a GenBank genome assembly.